Rhinopithecus roxellana (golden snub-nosed monkey) is the source of this 1797-nucleotide messenger RNA. RefSeq names its product ras homolog family member V (gene RHOV). The transcript is spliced from 3 exons. Bases 231 to 941 code for a protein of 236 amino acids. Lineage: Eukaryota; Metazoa; Chordata; Mammalia; Primates; Cercopithecidae. The record is from RefSeq and is a predicted model, not a curated record. Gene Ontology annotation, molecular function: GTP binding; GTPase activity. Gene Ontology annotation, biological process: small GTPase-mediated signal transduction.
CGGGCCUCUUAGGUGCCGGGCCGCGGGAGGUCUUCGCCGGUGGGUGGGGUCCGGGGCCGCCUGAGACAUGUAGAUGAGGUGGGCGGGGCCCUACACAAACCCGCUGGUAGCGCUGGGCCGACGCGCCCAGCCUGGACCCACUCUGUCAGACGCAGCCAGCGGGACCUGCUUCACCCAGCGCAGCGAAGCCGAGUCCCGGGCUGGCCCCUCUGCUGCCCUCAGAGCGGGCCAUGCCGCCGCGGGAGCUGAGCGAGGCCGAGCCGCCCCCGCUCCGGGCCCCGACCCCUCCCCCGCGGCGGCGUAGCGCGCCCCAAGAGCUGGGCAUCAAGUGCGUGCUGGUGGGCGACGGCGCCGUGGGCAAGAGCAGCCUCAUCGUCAGCUACACCUGCAAUGGGUACCCCGCGCGCUACCGGCCCACUGCGCUGGACACCUUCUCCGUGCAAGUCCUGGUGGAUGGAGCCCCGGUGCGCAUUGAGCUCUGGGACACAGCCGGACAGGAGGAUUUUGACCGACUUCGUUCCCUUUGCUACCCGGAUACCGAUGUCUUCCUGGCGUGCUUCAGCGUGGUGCAGCCCAGCUCCUUUCAAAACAUCACAGAGAAAUGGCUGCCCGAGAUCCGCACGCACAACCCCCAGGCGCCUGUUCUGCUGGUGGGCACCCAGGCCGACCUGAGGGACGAUGUCAACGUACUGAUUCAGCUGGACCAGGGGGGCCGGGAGGGCCCCGUGCCCCAACCCCAGGCUCAAGGUCUGGCCGAGAAGAUCCGAGCCUGCUGCUACCUGGAGUGCUCAGCCUUGACGCAGAAGAACCUGAAGGAAGUAUUUGACUCGGCCAUUCUCAGUGCCAUAGAGCACAAAGCCCGGCUGGAGAAGAAACUGAAUGCCAAAGGUGUGCGCACCCUCUCCCGCUGCCGCUGGAAGAAGUUCUUCUGCUUCGUUUGAGCAGCUAUGGCUGCAUAGCAAGUGGUAGGCAGGAGGCCAGAGACUUCUGAGACCUGGGGCACCCGGGCCUUUGCGGGAGCUACUGGCAGGACCUGGCCACCUCAUGGGAUUCAGUUCCCUUCCGAACACUCGGGGGACAUGGGCCUCUAACUGCCCACUCUGAUAUGCCUGGGUGAGCCUAGGAGGGAAGGCUCUGAUUUGGAUUUCUCCAGUCAAAGCUCACAGAAAAACACCUGGCACUUUGAUUUUCAUGGGAUGGUCCUAACAGGGUCAGUCACCUCCGAGUAGUUUGGGAUCCAGUUCCCAGUUUCUUGUCUUGGGCCCUCAGGUCAACCUGGCUGAAUUAGGACCCUUCCUUGGGACAGGGGUGAGAAAGAGCUUGGGGAACACCUGGCAUUGUGGAGGGCUGGAAGGGGUUCAACCCUGGUUUGGAGAGAAGUUUGGGAUGGAGUGGGCGAGAGACAGAGAGAGAGCAGGAAAAAGCGGCCUUGGAGCCUGGGACUGAUGGUGGAUAAGGGCUGGGCCUGGAAGGAAGAUGACAAAGAGGAGGAGAGAGGGAAGUGGGGUGGAUGAGGAGCAGGCUGACACCUGGGCGGCCCUCAACCCCCAAGGCCAGGGAGGGCGGGGCUGGCCCCUGGGAAGAACUGGGUCUCUGGGCUCCCUAGUCACUGCCCAAACUGGCUGGGCCAGGAGUAGGGCAGGAAGUGAGAGUCAAGGCCCAGCAAAAAGGAGGGGGAGGAGCUGCAAAUUAGAGCCUGAAGGAGGACGGGGCUGGGGAUCAUCCCUUUCCUCAAGGUCACACAGCCUAGAAGCUAGAGCAGUGCAGAGUCUGCAAAUAAAACCUUAAGUCUGUGAA